This is a messenger RNA of Phaeoacremonium minimum UCRPA7, 822 nucleotides long. RefSeq lists its product as hypothetical. Bases 1 to 822 code for a protein of 273 amino acids. The transcript has a single exon. The record is from RefSeq and is a predicted model, not a curated record. NCBI's taxonomy places the organism in Eukaryota, Fungi, Ascomycota, Sordariomycetes, Togniniales, Togniniaceae.
AUGCAAGCGGCCUUGCUCGCAUCACCAGCACGGCACCCACCAGCACCCAUCGGUACAAGGCCGGGCCAGCUGCGGCCGGAACUCUUGGUGGGCGGAAGAGAAGAAGAGACUGACCAAAAGGUGUUUGAUAAUCAGCCUAUCACGCCCUCGACAACGGAGCAGCCUUCGUCCGUCCUGGCAUCACCGCAACCCAUCGAGACAAAGUGGCUCCUGGCCCUGACUGGCCCAACCCCAGUGCCGUCGUCGUCUACGUCGACUACGUCCACGCUGGUUACGGUCUCAGACGUGAUGGCGGACCCGGAGGAGGAGGCCAAGUACGUGGCCGCCAUGAUCGCAGAGCUAGAGGUGUCGCGCGGCGUGAUGGCGCCCUCGUCAUCGUCCUCUUCGCGGCUCGAGGCGCCGCCGUGCCACUACGCCGCGUACCUGUCGCGCGAGUACCGCGACAUGCUGGUCAUCAGCCUCUUCGUGACGUUCGUGGUCGUCAUCGUGUUGGCGGAGAUGUGGGAGAAGGUUGUGGAGUCCAGGAGGUCAGCAGCGGCGAGCAGCAGUCAAGCCGAGGGAGCACUGGAGAAGGGAGAUGCUGUCGCGUGUCGCCAUCGCAAGUGGAGGAUUGCCGAUCUGCGGGCAUGGCGGCGCGUGAGGCAGCUCCUGGGCCGCGAGGGCGCGAUCCGGCUCGAGGAAGGCGAGGCGCCCGUCCAACCACGGGGGAUCUCCAUCCAGGCUUCGUCCUACGUGCCGGUUACACCAGAGACGGUGACGCCAAUAAUGACGGCGACGACAACGCUCGAGACGAUUGACGAUAAGACGGAGCUGCUGCUUUAG